Messenger RNA from Quercus robur (English oak), 1668 nucleotides. Its product is annotated as exopolygalacturonase-like. The record is from RefSeq and is a predicted model, not a curated record. The transcript has 5 exons. Gene Ontology annotation, molecular function: polygalacturonase activity. Bases 1 to 1668 code for a protein of 555 amino acids. Gene Ontology annotation, biological process: carbohydrate metabolic process. Lineage: Eukaryota; Viridiplantae; Streptophyta; Magnoliopsida; Fagales; Fagaceae.
AUGGGAAAGAAUUUAAGCAUUGCAACAAUUUUGUUGCUAUUGGUGUUGGCAUCCACCAAAGCCCAGCAGGUCUUUGAUGUUAAAUCAUAUGGAGCACAACCUAAUGCUGAUAUAACCCAGGCUUUGACAAAAGCUUGGAAAGCUGCGUGCGCAGUAGCAGAAAGUAAAGUUGUGAUUUCAGCAGGGGUAUACAAACUAGGUUAUGUGAAUUUGUUGGGUCCAUGCAAAGGUGCAAUUGAGUUUAACCUUCAGGGAACCCUACAAGCCCCAUUAGAUGUUGCCUCCCUCAACGGUAAAGAUGGUUGGGUUGUUUUUGAACGUAUCGACGGUCUCACUGUGUCAGGUGGUGGAGUUUUUGAUGGCAAAGGACAACAAGCAUGGCAAAAAAAUAAGUGUGACAAAGACAAAAACUGCAACGUACUUCCUAUUAAUAUAAGGUUCGAUAAAGUCACAAAUUCAAUAGUCCAAGACAUUACAUCGAAGGACAGCAAAUAUUUCCACAUCAACCUUUUGCAAUGCACGAAGUUGCAAUUCCAACAUGUUACCAUAACUGCACCCGCAAAUAGCCCCAACACCGAUGGAAUCCACGUGGGACAUUCAUCUCAGAUCACCAUUACCAAUGCCAAUAUUGGAACAGGUGAUGAUUGCAUCUCCGUUGGUGCUGGAGCCCAAGAUGUUACUGUUAACCAAGUAACUUGUGGACCUGGCCAUGGUAUCAGUGUUGGAAGUCUUGGAAAGUACCAAAACGAAGAACCUGUUUCAGGAAUCAGAGUUACUGGUGCCACACUUAGCAAUACAGAUAAUGGUGUUAGAAUCAAAACAUGGCCUGCUUCCACUUCUGGAGCUGCUACUGAUAUACAUUUCGAGGAUGUUGUCAUGAAAAAUGUUGCCAAUCCUAUCAUCAUUGAUCAAAACUACUGCCCAAACAGUCAAUGCUCAAACCAGUCUCCCUCUAAAGUUAAGAUCAGCAAUGUUAGCUUCAAGAAAAUUAGUGGCAGUUCUUCGACAAAGGAAGCUGUGAAUCUUAUUUGCAGUAAGAGUGUACCAUGCCAACAAGUGGUGCUUUCUGACAUUGAUCUCACGUACAAGGGAAGUGGAGGAUCUGCUACUUCCACUUGUACUAACGUCCAGCCUGCAGUUUCGGGCAAGCUGAACCCUCCUGCUUGUGCCAAUGAUAACUCAAGGAUUUGUGAGGAUUUUCCUCCGGGUUUUGAGGGUCAAGGAGCAGAAAAAGGAAAGUUCGCACGACAACUACAAGAGAUUGAUGAGGACUUGGCGAAAUUUGAGGAUAUGGAAGGAAUUAAUACCAGUGCAACAUCCUUACCUUAUAAGGACUCUAAUACAUCAAUUCCUUCUGACUUUGAGGAGAAGUAUGUGACUCCAAAUACCUUAUUUUCAGCAACCCGUGAUCUCUCCGCACCAAUUAUUGAGUCCAUGUCAGCUGCUUUUCCUAUGAGGGAUAUUCCAAACACACAAGAGACCCACCUCCAGGUCACUCAUCCACCUGGACCAAGGUGGACAAGUGUUUCUAGGACUGUCUCAGGGGUUUCUGAAGUCUUAGACGUGCAUGUAGGGAAUAAAAGAGUCUCACACUCGGCUCUCAAUCAUUCUGGGUUACUAAAAAAAUCAAAGCUGGUUUCUCAAGAUGGAAAGGAAAACACUUCAUGA